CCAAGACCCGCAACCUCAUCCCCCCACAUCUCCCUCCACCAACCCUCAAAAUGUCCUUCGACUCCCCCCUCCCUCCCUACAACGCCUCGGAUCCAACAGCCACCUUCCUCAAUUCCUCAUGCCUCGACCUCCUCAUGAUCGAGCUCGUGCCAAUGGCCUACCGAAUCGUCAACGAAAUCGACUCCUCCGACCCCCCCCCCCCCUCUGCCAACCCCUCUUCAACCACGACUUCACAAGCACAAUCCCCUACACAAUCACGGAAAGGAGAUGGAAGCUUAAAGGGGGGGGCAGGAGCAGUAGGUGUGAACGGAAGUAGGAAAAUGGACGAGGAAGAGGAGCGCGAUGCUGUGUUCUACCGUCUCGAGAUGCUCGGGUAUCGCGUUGGGCAGGGCUUGGUUGAACGGUUCUCCAAAGACCGCCCCCGCUUCACCGACACCCUGGACGUAAUAAAGUUCCUGUGCAAAGACCUCUGGAUGCUCGUCUUUAGGAAGCAAAUAGACAAUUUGAAGACGAACCACCGGGGGGUCUACGUCCUAACAGACAACUCCUUCCGACCAUUCAGCCGCAUGUCAACCGAAGCAGGUGGACAAGCAGUCGUCAAAGCACAGCCUUUCCUAUAUUUCCCCUGCGGGAUAAUACGAGGAGCGCUGGCGAGUAUGGGGAUUAAUGCCAAUGUACAGGCAGAGACGAGCGAGUUGCCUGGGGCGACAUUUCAGGUUAAGGCGCUGGUUGCAAAGACUUAG
Molecule: messenger RNA, 743 nt
Organism: Hyaloscypha bicolor E
Lineage: Eukaryota; Fungi; Ascomycota; Leotiomycetes; Helotiales; Hyaloscyphaceae
Product: trafficking protein particle complex subunit 6A
Exons: 3
Coding region: 51-743 (230 amino acids)
Biological process (GO): regulation of GTPase activity; endoplasmic reticulum to Golgi vesicle-mediated transport
Cellular component (GO): cis-Golgi network; TRAPP complex; trans-Golgi network
Source: RefSeq, a predicted model, not a curated record